AUGCAUCAAAGGUGCACAUCCGAUUUGAUGAUAUCGAUCAUUGACGUGAAAUCGAAUCCGAGGAUUGAUUAUUCAUCAUCAAAGGCGGUGGAUGUGGCGGUGACGUUGACGGUGACGGUGGCGGUGGCGACGGCGACGGCAUUCGAGAAAGUUAACCGACCCGAUCUAAGAACUCUCGUUUAA
This is a messenger RNA of Pediculus humanus corporis (human body louse), 183 nucleotides long. RefSeq lists its product as uncharacterized. Bases 1 to 183 code for a protein of 60 amino acids. NCBI's taxonomy places the organism in Eukaryota, Metazoa, Arthropoda, Insecta, Psocodea, Pediculidae. The transcript has 2 exons. The record is from RefSeq and is a predicted model, not a curated record.